CUCUUCCUGUGCCAGGUUUCCGGCUCCGGGUCCCGGAGGAGGGUCCCCAGAUCGCAGGGGAGCUGCAGCCCGGCCCGCCGCGUUUUUCAGACUCGGACCAUGGCCUCGAGCUGGUGGCGCUGGCGGUGCUGCGGCUCCUGGAGGCCGGCGGCGCCGAGUCCUGGGCACGGCUUCUCCUGCCGCUCCGAACCGCCCGGGCCGCGCGCCGCGACCGCCGCCCGCGCGCAGAUAUCCUAUUUUAACCGUGUGAAGAAUUUAAUGUCUGCCUUUCCAAAUAUGUAUAGUAUAUCACGGUUCCCUCACGUGACAUCGGCAGCGUGCUGUUGUAGUAGAACACGGAGUGGUAACAAAUACAUCGAUCCUUUCAAACUUGGUUGGAGAGACCUGAAAGGUCUGUAUGAGGACAUUAGAAAGGAACUACUCAUAUCCACAACAGAACUUAAGGAAAUGUCUGAAUACUACUUUGAUGGAAAAGGAAAAGCCUUCCGACCGAUUAUUGUGGUGCUAAUGGCCCGAGCAUGUAAUACCCAUCAUAAUAACUCCCGAGAUGUGCAAGCAAGCCAGCGCUCCAUAGCCUUAAUUGCAGAGAUGAUCCACACUGCUAGUCUGGUACACGAUGACGUUAUUGAUGAUGCCUGUUCUCGGAGAGGAAAACACACAGUUAAUAAGAUCUGGGGUGAACAGAAGGCUGUUCUGGCUGGAGAUUUAAUUCUUUCUGCAGCAUCUAUAGCUCUGGCACGAAUAGGAAAUACAGCUGUUAUAUCUAUUUUAACCCAAGUUAUUGAAGAUUUGGUGCGUGGUGAAUUUCUUCAGCUAGGGUCAAAGGAAAAUGAGAAUGAAAGAUUCGCCCACUACCUUGAAAAGACCUUCAAGAAGACUGCAAGUCUGAUAGCCAACAGUUGUAAAGCAGUCUCUGUGUUAGGAUGCCCUGACCCAGUGGUCCAUGAGAUUGCCUAUCAAUACGGAAAAAAUGUGGGAAUAGCUUUUCAGCUCAUCGAUGAUGUGCUGGACUUCACCGCGUGUUCUGACCAGAUGGGUAAACCAACAUCAGCAGACCUGAGGCUUGGGUUAGCCACUGGCCCUGUCCUGUUUGCUUGUCAGCAGUUUCCAGAAAUGAAUGCUAUGAUAAUGAGACGGUUCAGUCUGCCAGGAGAUGUGGACAGAGCUCGACAAUAUGUAUUACAGAGUGAUGGUGUGCAGCAAACAGCCUACCUCGCCCAGCGGCACUGCCAUGAAGCAGUGAGAGAGAUCAGCAAGCUUCGACCAUCCCCAGAAAGAGAUGCCCUCAUUCAACUUUCAGAAAUUGUGCUCACAAGAGAUAAAUGACAAUUCUUUCUCUUGUUUCUGGCAGCUAUUUUACCAGACUGUGCCUAAAGUAUUUUGUGGAAUAUACUAUGCUUCAUGUGCAGAUAACCAAAAAUCAUUUUAAAAAAUCAUUUCAACCUUACUGGUGGGCAAAAUUUUUUUUUUAUUGUCAAAGUCUUUCAGAAAACUUUUUUAAUGUAAUUAAAGCAUCUGUAUCUGUCAUUCUAGUUCUGUAAAUUCUAGUUGAGGUAUCUUGAUGGUUUUAUGUGGUAUUGUUUACACUGUUAAUAUCCACAUG
This is a messenger RNA of Manis javanica (Malayan pangolin), 1603 nucleotides long. RefSeq names its product decaprenyl diphosphate synthase subunit 1 (gene PDSS1). The record is from RefSeq and is a predicted model, not a curated record. Gene Ontology annotation, molecular function: prenyltransferase activity. Gene Ontology annotation, cellular component: transferase complex; mitochondrion. Gene Ontology annotation, biological process: isoprenoid biosynthetic process; ubiquinone biosynthetic process. Lineage: Eukaryota; Metazoa; Chordata; Mammalia; Pholidota; Manidae.